Messenger RNA from Physella acuta, 480 nucleotides. RefSeq lists its product as uncharacterized. The record is from RefSeq and is a predicted model, not a curated record. Gene Ontology annotation, cellular component: plasma membrane. Gene Ontology annotation, molecular function: G protein-coupled peptide receptor activity. Gene Ontology annotation, biological process: G protein-coupled receptor signaling pathway. NCBI's taxonomy places the organism in Eukaryota, Metazoa, Mollusca, Gastropoda, Physidae.
AUGACGUUACUUGGUGCCCAUGCACGGGUCAACCCCUCUGACGUCAACGCCGUGUCGUUCUACGUCACCGACCUGAUGCUACCAUCAGUAACCUUCACCACCAUCAUCGCCUGCACCACCAUCACUGGGAUACAACUACACCAGAUUGGAAAAACGAGGAAAUCGAUGACGUCAGACAAGAACAUCUCCAACAAGGAGAAAAAAGUCGCCGUGAUGCUGGUGGUUGUGUCUGCCAUCUUCAUCGCCUGUCUGGCGCCGACCAUCGUCAAACUAACCGGCGUAGCGUUUGUGACAGAGCUGUCGGUGUUUGGGGAUUAUUUUGACGUUGCCAUGGUGAUUAACGAGAUCUCGUGCUUGAGCGAGACGUUGAGCUCCAGCGUUAAUCUCCUGGUGUACUACAAGAUGAGCAGUAAAUACAGGAGAACAGUCAAAUCCAUCUCCAAUGUGAAGAAUAAAACACCAAAUGUUAAGUACAACUGA